UUCGGCAAAUGUAAGUUUUUAAUUUAUAACAUUUAUAUAUCAAUGUUUAUUAUAUAAUUUAUUACUAACUGUAAAUAUAACAAUAACAAACAUUAUAUUGGUUUAUAACAUCAUUAAUGUAUGUCAUCAACGUCAUAAUUUAAAUAAAUGAAACGAGAAGUAUUCGCUACUAAUAUCUUACUAUUAUAAAGGAAAUAACAUCAAAUAUAAAUGAGAUAUCCAGAUGCAAAAGAUAAAGUAGUAUGGUAUUGUGCUUGUUAUUACAGAGAAUGAACAAGAAAGCGCGGACUCUGGGGCACGUACAGCUGCUACGCCAAAAGCUUGCUGCCAGAAGCAUAAAAUAUGUGCCAGGCCUUGACUUCCAGAGCAUGUGCAGAUCGAGACAGGGUAUGACCACAUUGUGAACUUAGCCCAGCAGGCAGGCGUUCUCCAAAAUCUCGCGGUGUUCCUCAACUGCAUUUGCAACGUGUGUGGAUUACUGGUGUCGGUGUUGAGUCUAUCUCUGUUUACAAACAGAAGAGACGAACCAGCAACGACAUGGAGUCCUACCACAGAAACUGAGGGAUACCAUGAACACUGCCCAUCCGAACGUGUGGAUUUUUACAGAUUGUCUGGGAGCGGAGGAAUGUGAGAUUUCUGUACAAAGAUGCCUCAACACGAAAAUAAACACUCUGACCACACGGUUAGAUGGCGGGCAAUACAGUGUUCCUGAAAUUUUGGAGGCGGCUGGUCACCAGCUUGACAACAUCCACAACGUCGCAGGCGACGACGAAAACGACGUUGAGGAUGUUGUUGGUGUGGACGGUGUCAGAUUUCCACUAGACGAAGAAGCUGGUGGCAGAGCUGCAGUGGCUGUACGUGGACGCGGCCGUGGUGGAGCAGUGGCAGCAUGCGGGAGACGUGGACAUAUGGUAGUAAUUUUAAUGAAACACGGUAUGGUAUUCAAAUGAAACAGUGCAGAUAUGUACUUAACAUAUUUUGACUUUAAUUGACCAUAUUAAAGCCUAUGUGAUACCUUUAAAACAAUACUAAUUUUUAUAAAACGUUCCACAAGUUCCUCGCGGUGCUGGAACCACUCCAAGAUCGGCAACUCCUGCAUCUGAAGCAGUAGCGGUAACUUUGCCUGCCUGCGCUAGUACUUUUCCGGUGGUCCUUCUAGCACCAGCGGUGCUUCCAGCACUACUACUAUCACCAGCGGUACUCCCAGCACCACCACUAGCACCAGCGGUACUCCCAGGACUACUAUUACCACCAGCGGUACUCCCAGCACUACUACUAGCACCAGCGGUACUCCCAGCACUACUACUAGCACCAGCGGUACUCCCAGGAUUACUAUUACCACCAGCGGUACUCCCAGCACCACUACCUGCACCAGCGGUACUCCCAGCAUUACUACUAACACCAGCGGUACUCCCAGGACUACUAUUACCACCAGCGGUACUCCCAGCACCACUACUAGCACCAGCGGUACUCCCAGCACUACUACUAGCACCAGCGGUACUCCCAGGACUACUAUUACCACCAGCGGUACUCCCAGCACCACUACCUGCACCAGCGGUACUCCCAGCAUUACUACUAUCACCAGCGGUACUCCCAACACCACUACUAGC
Molecule: messenger RNA, 1610 nt
Organism: Homalodisca vitripennis (glassy-winged sharpshooter)
Lineage: Eukaryota; Metazoa; Arthropoda; Insecta; Hemiptera; Cicadellidae
Exons: 3
Coding region: 570-950 (126 amino acids)
Source: RefSeq, a predicted model, not a curated record